Molecule: messenger RNA, 282 nt
Organism: Penicillium griseofulvum
Lineage: Eukaryota; Fungi; Ascomycota; Eurotiomycetes; Eurotiales; Aspergillaceae
Exons: 2
Coding region: 1-282 (93 amino acids)
Source: RefSeq, a predicted model, not a curated record
AUGAACCUCCUCCUCAAGGAUUUCGCAGACUUCUACCGCGCAUACCUCGACGACAUCGUUGCAAUUCUUAGAAUGAGAGAUGAGCUAGAGAACGGUAAAGAAGAAUACGCUGACGUGAUGGAGGCCGCCCUCACCCGCCUUGAGAACAGACUUGUUUGGCAUAAGCGAGUCCUUUACCGGGCUCUCGACAAGGUGCGCCUAUCUGUGGAUGAGGGCGAUAAGGCUGACAUGUUGCCAAACUCUCUGGUCAAUGAGGACGACGUUCUAUUUGUUCCCCGUUGA